Insectozyma verbasci is the source of this 618-nucleotide messenger RNA. The record is from the annotation of a GenBank genome assembly. Lineage: Eukaryota; Fungi; Ascomycota; Pichiomycetes; Serinales; Debaryomycetaceae.
AUGUUGUCGGUAUUAUCAGUUGAUUUAAAUCCUUAUACUAUAACAUUAGCUAUAUUUAUAAUACUAUUAAUACAGAAAAUUAUCAGUUUUAUCGGUAAAUCUAAAUUACAACAAUUUAUAUGGGGUCAAUAUUUAAAAUUUUCAUCCAAUUCAACAAUUAAACAAUUUAAUGAUAAACAAUUAGAAUUAAAAGAAACAAAUAGAAUGAAGAAGUCUAUAUCGGCACAGGAUGAAUAUGCCAAAUGGACAAAAUUAAACAGGAAAUCAGAUCAGUUAAAUAUUGAAAUUCAACAAUUAGGCACCGAAAUUCAAAGUCUAAAAACUUCAAUUGAUAAAGCUAGUAAUUUGGCAAUUAUGGUGGUUACUACUUUACCUAUUUGGUAUGCUAGAAUAUUUUAUAGAAAGAAGGUGUUGUUCUAUUUUGGUAAUGGUAUUUUACCUGAUUAUAUUGAAUGGGUUUUAUCAUUACCUUUUGGGUUGAAAGGUUCUAUUGGUUUGACUAUUUGGAUGUUUGCUGUUAAUUCAUUACUUAGUAGUUGGAUAUUUUUAAUUACUUUUCCAUUUGAAAAUAAGGUUGAGAAACCAAUAGAGCCAAAGGAAACUAAAAAGACUGAAUAA